UAGCACUUGGUGGUGAGUGUAUUUGUGCAAUUUCAUUUUGUUGUUUGUUUUCAAGCAAAAAAUCAGUUUGAAAUCAGAGUCAUGGAGAAGGAAUUGGACAAAGUAGUCGAGGAGAUAAUGUCGACGCCUAACGUAAGUGGGUGUUUAGUGGCGGACCACCAGGGUUUGUGUCUGGCGGCGAAGGGGACUGCCCACGUAGACUCCGCGGGGAUCAUCGUAGCGAUAUCGGAGCAGGCGUGCAAGAUACAGCCGAACCUGAAGCCACCCACCGUCUGUCUGGAGACGGAAAAGAAGCAGUGCCUGAUCCAGCGGCACGGGACCAUCACUGGGGCGAUAUAUAAAGACAAAGCAUGAUGAAAAUAAGAAUAUUCAAGUAAGACUGA
Molecule: messenger RNA, 383 nt
Organism: Trichoplusia ni (cabbage looper)
Lineage: Eukaryota; Metazoa; Arthropoda; Insecta; Lepidoptera; Noctuidae
Gene: Lamtor5
Product: ragulator complex protein LAMTOR5
Exons: 2
Coding region: 82-354 (90 amino acids)
Biological process (GO): cellular response to amino acid stimulus; positive regulation of TORC1 signaling
Cellular component (GO): cytoplasm; lysosome; Ragulator complex
Molecular function (GO): guanyl-nucleotide exchange factor activity
Source: RefSeq, a predicted model, not a curated record